AGCGGGACGGGACGGGACGGGCCCGGCGCGGGAGGGAGCGGAGCACCGCGGGCAGCGAGCGAGAUGCAGCUCCGAGGCGCCCUCCUCCUCGCGCUCGCCCUGCUGGCGCUCACCUCCGCUGUGGCCAAAAAGAAAGACAAAGUGAAGAAGGGCGGCCCGGGGGCCGAGUGCGCGGAGUGGACCUGGGGACCCUGCACCCCCAGCAGCAAGGACUGCGGCGCGGGCUUCCGCGAGGGCACCUGCGGGGCCCAGACCCAGCGCGUCCGCUGCAGAGUGCCCUGCAACUGGAAGAAGGAGUUCGGAGCCGACUGCAAGUACAAGUUUGAGAGUUGGGGAGCGUGUGAUGGGGGCACAGGCACCAAAGCGCGCCAAGGCACCCUGAAGAAGGCGCGGUACAAUGCCCAGUGCCAGGAGACCAUCCGUGUGACCAAGCCCUGCACCCCCAAAACCAAAACCAAGGCCAAAGCCAAGAAGGGGAAGGGGAAGGACUAGCCCCAGCUGGACGCCUGGAGCCCCGGCCCGGGCAAGCCCACCAGUGCCUUCUGUCUGCUCGUGUAGCUUUAUCAAUCAUGCCCUGCGGCUCCCCGCUCACUCCCUGCCCAGAGUUGGGGGGGGGCGAGGGGUUCUGGGAAGCUUGGGCCUCCCCACAAAGGGAUUUGAUUCCCCGGCCCCCCCUUUUGCUCUUCCCCACAAUGAUGCCAUUACUAAGAAAGAAAUAAACCGAAGUGUGUUUCUUUUUUCCCAAUAAAAGCUUUUCUUUUAAUAUAUAAAAGCCC
Messenger RNA from Talpa occidentalis (Iberian mole), 776 nucleotides. It is a transcript of the gene MDK, whose product is annotated as midkine. Gene Ontology annotation, molecular function: growth factor activity. The transcript is spliced from 5 exons. The record is from RefSeq and is a predicted model, not a curated record. NCBI's taxonomy places the organism in Eukaryota, Metazoa, Chordata, Mammalia, Eulipotyphla, Talpidae. Bases 64 to 492 code for a protein of 142 amino acids.